UCAAUUUCAAUUUUUAUCACAAUGCCUGAUGAAGAUUUCAGAAAAUUCCAAUUGUCUGUUCAGAUCGUCCGCUAAAGGUUUGUGAAAAAGGCGAGUUUUGUAUGGAUGCAGUUUUUCUUUUUUUUAAAAACUUUACUACGACGGCAAAUUCAUUUCAUGACAAAAAAUAUCAAACUUUACAUCAGAAUUUGGAGCAUCCUACACGCUUCCAGUUUCAUCAAAUUUUCAAUUCUGCUUACUGUGCUUCUAAUAACUGGAGGUCGCUCAAAGCGUGUUUCAUUGAAUAAAACACCUGCUUCUUCACGACUUCGAAGUCCAUACCAUCAUUAGAAUUUCUAUCCUUUUUUUUUUCGGUUAAAGGAAUUAUAACAAUAGAUAAUAGGUUGGAUUAAAGCUAGACUGACGCUGACAGAUGAUAUUCUUGCUACGUAACUUUAAUAUUUAAUUCUUCUAAUUUCUUAGUUUUUUUCAUGAAUUCAAAAUCAUAAUUUAUUUUCUUUUCAACAAACUCUCUAUGUUUCAUAAGUGAUGUAUUUUUACAUUUUUUACAAAACUGAAAGUUUUAUGAAUUUUGUGAAUUCUGAAUAAUUUCUGGCUUGAGGCAUAUAUUUAAAAAAUAUUCAAAUACUUUUUUCUAUGUUGCUCAAUCGGUGCCGCUUAUAAACUUAUGAAAUUAUGAAUAGAAGAACUAAACAAAUAUUUACACUCCUACAUUCUGUUUAUACUAUCUAACAAAUUUUAAUUGAACCCACAAAGGGUAUUUCUAUUUCUAUACAAAACGUUCUCGCUUAACGCUCAAGCAAUCACGAUUCGUACCGGUUCCUUGGUUUUAGGGGUUUACAAAAUUGGCUAUUUAAUUAGCCACCAAGAUUUCUAUUUCCAAACCCUCCAUUUAUUUCCGCCAACAAGGGAGAAUUCAAAAUCUGACAACGCGGCGCGAGUUUGAACAUACCAAACAAUGUUGAACCUGUCUUUCCAAUAUCGGUCUUUCAGUAUUCCAACUUUACUUGUCGAGGGAUGUCGGUGGAAACGUUGUAGAGUUUUCCUCAAAUUCGAGCGAACGUGGUAUUUUGGAAACAAAACAUUCAAUUAUAAAAUGUAAAGGUGUUGUUUCUAUUUUAACGUAAAUUGUUGGAAAAAAGACUGAACUGUUUUUAAAAAAUGAGUUUGAGAAAAAUUGUGGUUUUUUGCUUUAUGAUUAUUAACUUCGGCAAAGUUGCGCUGGCGAGCAAAUAUGGUGAAGGAGGCGGGGUGAAUCGUCUGAGCAAUGAAUUGAAGCCAUCGUUGUCGCCCUUGAAUGAUUCAGAAUUGGCAGAAAAUUUAGGUCCUCCAGAUUCCCAUGAAGCCAUGAACAACCGAGAAAUCUAUUCCAUUCCCGUGAACAUCCGAGAGAAAAGGAGCUUCGAAUUUUUGAUGGGUUUAAUCAAUAAUAAUUCUAAAUUUGAAGUUACCAAAGUAGACCCUGAAAGCACUACGGAAAAAUCGGCGGUAGUUACUGGGGAUCGUGUCGGAGCAAGUGAAAUUCUUCUGGAAUUAAUGGUGAGAAUCGCAUCUCAUCCAGAUCAAUGGGACAGAGUCCACAAAAUUUUACAAACUUUGGAUCAGGACUUGAAAGCAUCAAGAAGUGUUGUCACUCAAUUACAAACUCUACCACAUCACAACAGAACCAUCAAAAACUCUACUGGAGAUAAUAAAAUGAACUCAAAUAAGAAUAUCUCUAUGUAUAUAAAUAAUACAGUCAAGACGGAAAAGAAAAUGGAAGACGUUAGAUGGCCAAAUGAUGAGAAACACAGUAUUUUGAGAAUUGUAAAUAACAAUAAUUAUUCAGAGAUGCAUGAAACUAAGUCUUCAGCUAAUACCGAGAAGUCAAAGGAGAAAUCUAAUAAACCUACAUAUCCAAAGAACUUCACAUAUCAUAGAGUCACAGGUAAACCUGAUAACACCAGCAAAAAUCCGAGGGCAUACAUAGCUGUCUCGGUGAUAGCACCAAAUACAACAUCAAGCAAAACUAAAGCAGUCGGAAUCGAAGAGGAUUUAACUUUAGAAAACGAACUACAUCAGUUGAAACCAUGGACCCAUUUACAAAAUCUAAAAGACAUGGAAUCAAUUAGAACUAAAUGGAUUGUACGAAGAAACAAACAAAACAAGGAAUCAUAGAAAGAGAAUAGCAGCAAUUUGUGAAUAUUAUAAAUAGAAUAAUACAGGCACUAGUUUUUCUGAUUAAAUAUGUUAAUAUUUUAUAUUUUUAAAAAUUAGGAAUGAUGUAAUUCUAGAAUUAGAUAGAAUCAAACUUUGUGGUAUAGACCAAUAGUACCAGAAAGUAAUUAACGUGAUAUGAAUUAAAUUUAAAAGAUUAGUUAAUAUUUCGAUCAUGUGACAGCUUCAUAAAUUUUUAAUGAAACAACGAGGCAUGCUUAAAUUGUAGUGAAUAGUACUUAAUAAACUGAAAAUUAUAUUAGUUAUCUUCCACUUUAAAAUAUAAUUGACACACACCAAUCUUUUAGAUUAUCGCUUGAUGAUUGAUAUCAUUUAGAUAUUAUUAACCAUAGACGUAUCUCUCAAAAAGGGGCCAAAGAUCACGCUUUGUUUUAAAGGUGAUUUCGGAUUCCGAAAUUCAUUUAUAGCCUUGAGUUUUAAUUUUUACAGUUAUAUAUUAUGUGUGAUUAUUUAUAAUUCAUUAGUAAUAUACUACAGUUGUGGCUGCAGAGCUUUAGUGGGGAACAAAAAACGGGACAGGUCAAAAUUAGUGCUAUACUCAUCCAAAAUUACGAAUAAUUAACUACUUGUUGUGAUGGAAAAGAUACUUCUGCUCGAUGUUAUUCCAAAUAAGACUUAAGAAUUCUAUCUUGUAAUGAUUAAGUUUUGAAGACUGUACUUCUAAGUAAAUUUAAACUUGUUUGAUUCAAAUCGAAAUAUCAGUUUUAAUCUUGCACUAUCAUUAAGCCAAAUUGGCAAUAAUUACACAUUAUUUCAUGAUAGAAGAUGUGUAAUAAAACUUAGAGUCGGUGAAGCUUAUCAUUGUGAUAUUUCAGGUAUAAUAUUGGCGGUGAGAAAUCGGGUUUAAGAUUAUAUAUUGUAGAUUACAGAUAUAGCUGAGGCAAUGAAACACCCAUAAAUGUUACUUUUCUUACCCCGGAGAGAACAUGAUUAGACUAUUAAUUUAUUCUGUUAAGUUACAAUGUUAUUUGAGGUUAAGUGCUUCUUUUGAACAGAAUCAAGUGACACCAUUUUUAAAUUUAAGUAUGUCUCGUACCAUUAAUACCGCAGAAAUAGGAAGAAUAAUAUAUUCAGAUAAAAUCAAAGUCAUGUAUUCAUAUUAUCAAUUUAUCAACUUAUCAACUUAAAUGAUACAUUCCGUGAGACUAGAAAUCCGAUCACCAUGCAUCUUCUGUGCUUCGUUUUUCCUAUUCUAAAUAAGUUUGGAGAGACAGCAUCUUUCCAUCUUUUUCGCCUUCAAUGUUGUGAGGGAACGAGGACACCAUAUAAUCACAGUAAUCUCAAUGUCCAAAGCCACCGAUGGGCCUAGAACCCAUUUUUGGUGUGGCAAAAGACCAAUUCUCCGAAUAUGGACGGAAAUCAUUAUAUGAGUCAAACCAAAGCAUACCUAGAAGGACCUUCUGCCUGCCUUACCAAUCAACUUCUCCUUUUCACAGGUGUGAAGCUCGACUUGUAACUGUUUUUUUUUAACCUGACAAUCACUAAGACGUUAUCUGUAUGAUAUAGGCAACACCGAUGAAUGUAGAAUGAGGAUUUUGCAGAGGUACUUGAAUACCUUUUUAAAUGAUUUCAGCCUCUGAUAGUAGAGCACGACAAAUCCCAUGGACGCAACGGUAUUUGUCCGCCCAAUAACUUAUUUAUUAAUAAACUUUAUUAAUCUAUUUUCUUCAGUUAGUACUACAUUGCUAAAUUUCACUCAAUUUCACUAAACAUUAAAGUAAAAGGAUAUAACGUUUUAUUUUCUGCUAUUAUUCUUUGUACGAUAUUCUUUCCUGUAGAGAAAGAAUUUAUUAUUAAUUUGAUUAUAAUAGACCUUAAGUAAAAUUUUAUGCUCUAAUAUUCAUAAAGAAGGUUUUUAUACGUCCGACAUCAAAAGUUGUACAAACUAAGUAGAAUUAAAAGCAAAGUUUCCAUAAAAAUGCUAUGGAUAGUGGACAUUAUAAUAUAAUAUACUCACCGAGAAUGUUUCUCUAAUUCUUCUAUAUCAACCAUAUAUUUUAUUCUAUCCUCUGAUGUUUCUAUCUAUUUGGUACCAAAUUCGACUUUAGAUUUAUUAAUCCAUCCUCUGUUAUGCAGUCUAUACUACACAAAUGUCUUUUCCAACGAGUAUCAUCCUGUUUGACAAGUCGCCAUACUCAUAUCCAUUCCAUUAAAACGAAUUGUUUUAUUACAUUCUACAUAUCGCAUCGAAUUUGAGGGCAUUGGCAAAAGAUGUGGAAUUAAUCAACAAUUUCUUUUGUUUAGUAACUGCUCUAGUUUCUCAUAAAAUUAGUGUUUCAUAGAUAAAUGUGAAAAUCCAAGCAAGAUGACUUAAAUCUCUAAGUUCCGGUAUGAUUAGAAACUUGAACCAAUGAUAUAAAUUUUUUUACUGUUGAAAACCUACUCUGAAAAUAGCCCUUAGGUGCUGCAUAUCGAUAAUUUUUUUUAAACUAUAUCUUUACAUGGAUUGUUAUAAGUUAAUUAAAAUUGUUAGAAACACAACUUCCUGAAGCUUCGUCAAGACGUAACCAGGUAAACUCUUACAGUCUCUUCAUUUUGUAGCGCUUCCUUGUAUUGUGUUCGAACCAUUGAAAUAGAAGUAAAGGAAGAAGCAAUAUUUGAAACAUUUGUCUUUUAAAUACAAUUAAUUUCAUGUAUUCCCAAUACAAUUUGAAUUUAGCUGAUUUCCACAAAUAAAAGUAAAUCUAAUAUAGUGACAAGAGACUAUUUCAAUGGAAUAAUAUCAUGUUGAAGAGCUUACAAUAUCUAUCUAGUUAUAAAAAUACCCAACUCAUACAAAUACCUUCACAGAUCGUUUCCAAGGAAACAUACAGCAACAAGAUUGGACUCACCAUUCUACGAAAGCUUCGAAAGAAACCUUAAUGAUUUGCGACUCCAAAUUCCCAAUUUUUUGCCCAAAAAAUAUACAAUACCCACCACCCUGGCUGCUUCCCAUACCGAAAUUUAAUACCACCCUUAAUAUGACAAAAUAAAUGGAAAUUAACCUUAUUAAACCAUCUUCAAAAUUGAAUUUCAAACUUAUCACUUCUACAUAAAUUGCAAAAUUAUAUGCAAUAUUACAAGCACUCGUUCAUAUUAGAGAAUCAAAAAAGUCCACUUAGCUCACUUCAAACUAUCCAACACCUAUAUACAAAGCUGAAAUAGUGUACUUAAAAAAUGAAGAUGCCAGCGUCGAAUUUAUUCAAUCCAAACAACAUCAAACAGACCACACCAAAUGAGAAUAUCGCGCUUAGGUACGCCUGGGUCAUAAAAAUUUAAGCCAUAAAAAUCUUCUAACACGCACUGAGUUGCCAAAAUGCGAAACCUGUGAUGUAGAUCUUGGUGUUAAACAUAAACUACUAUCGCAGUGUAAACAAUACGCGAAGACACAAGAAAGAAGUACGAUAUUUCGGUGAACUUAGACAAAAACAUGGAUAUGUAUGUACUGUAAUGUAAUGUCAGUUCUCUCCCUAUCCUUUGACUAAUAACUGUAGUUUUUGAAGCGACUAGAAACAAAAUUUAUUAAUAAUUCCUAUUAUUAAAAUUGAUUAUUGUUUUAAAAACUAUUUGUUAUAUGUUUCAUUCAUAUUUUGAAUAUUUGAAAUAUUGGAUAUAUUCAUUUUGCAUUGAAAUUUUUAAAAAUAAUUUUAAAUUCUACUCAAUUUGUUUAGGUCCGUUUUUUUAUAAUGUUCGUGAACCUUUUUGUAAAAAUUAUCUUCUUCUUGUAUUUAAAGAAUUUUGAAUUUUUAUAUUUGAUUGUAUGUUUUUCUGAUAUAUAAUGCCAUUUAUUUUUUUUUUAUCAUCUUAAUGACUUUCUAAUCUAUUAUCUAAAUACUGAGGUGUCUAUCCUAUGUAAAUAGCAUAACAAUUAUCGCAAAGUACUUGAUAUAUCAUAUUACUUCGUUUAUUUUGGGAUCAUUUAGAUUCAAAUUCAGUAAAAUAUGUGAAAUGUAUUUUUUGCCAUCAAAUAAUUUUCUGAAAUACAUGACUUUUUGCAAAAGAAACUAGCAUUUAAUAUAUUUAAAAUUAUUUAAUAAUGAAAAAUUCUAAAGUAACAUUAAUUACAACGAAUCCAGAAAAAAUAAAAAAAUAAAAUUGCCAAAAACAAACAGGAGCGUAAAUAAAAUAAAAUACUUGAAAGUUGAGACUUUUUGGUUGUAUGUAGAAGGCAGUUAUUCCUCCUGUACUCUUAAGUCAAUGGUUGGAAAACUGUAUGAAACAAGAACAUGACUCUAGUGGACUGUACCUAAUUGAUGACAGAUUCGUGUAGCACAUUCUGAAUUCUUGUAACAUUUUUAGUGAAAGAUUGACCAAAUGUAGAUCCAAACAUUUCUUUGGUUUAAGGAGAGCGUUGAUUACAAAAAUAUUCCUUAAGUCGUAAUAAUAUUGCGUUGCGUUUAUAAUGAAUGCUUUAGCUUUAAAAACGCUCUCUGUUUAACAAAGACUACAUUUUUUAAUCACAAAGAACAAAUUUAUUUAUCAUUUAUAGAUUCUUUAAUUUUUUUAUUCGUUCGAUUUUUUAAUUUAAUAUUGUUAAAAGAAUUGAAGAUAUCGCAAUAGUAUAGUGACUACAUACACGGUUUUAACUUUUCAUCUGAUAUGCAUAAACUUGUAUAUUUAGUACGAAAUUAAAGAUUUCCUUUAGUAA
Molecule: messenger RNA, 6844 nt
Organism: Diorhabda carinulata
Lineage: Eukaryota; Metazoa; Arthropoda; Insecta; Coleoptera; Chrysomelidae
Exons: 6
Coding region: 1162-2157 (331 amino acids)
Source: RefSeq, a predicted model, not a curated record